Molecule: messenger RNA, 7296 nt
Organism: Strigops habroptila (Kakapo)
Lineage: Eukaryota; Metazoa; Chordata; Aves; Psittaciformes; Psittacidae
Gene: GRPEL2
Product: GrpE like 2, mitochondrial
Exons: 4
Coding region: 2716-3363 (215 amino acids)
Biological process (GO): protein import into mitochondrial matrix; protein folding
Cellular component (GO): PAM complex, Tim23 associated import motor
Molecular function (GO): protein homodimerization activity; adenyl-nucleotide exchange factor activity; protein-folding chaperone binding
Source: RefSeq, a predicted model, not a curated record
UGCUUGUGAUACUGUUGUUCUGGCCACAGAGAGCUGUUCUCAUCCUUUAAAUUCUGAUCUUUAAGGACAGUUGGCUUAAACCAUAUGGCUACAGUCACCUUCUCUGCUACAUCUGUCUAUCUGGCUUUCUGUGACAUCACUUUGUAAAUCUUUUUGUAUCACCACCUUACUUGUAUAAUCCCUUCACAUGCUCUGGGACUUCCAUGUGUCUGUCACUUUAGGAUGUGUUAACUUCCUCCAGUGGGAUUUCUGCCUAUUUUUAGGGCAGUUGUGAUCAAGACCGUGUUUCGAAGAUGGAGCACAGUGCUGUGGACAGACUAUAGAUAGCACUUGCCCAUUUUAGUGGCAAGGAAGAUGUAAAUUGAGCAGCAUUUUCAAUUCUGCACAAUAAGAAUUCCCUUCGGAGUCAGUCCGUGGUUCUUGUGUCCUGCCUACAACUUUUAAGCCGGCUCGUCUGAGCAGCACGCGAGGCAUGGGGCAUGUCACUGCAUGGGGGAGUGCUCUGUGGCUUGGUUUCAGGAGCUGGAGAAAGGAGUCCAUGCAGGCUGCUCUCCGCUCCACGUAGGCAGGUCCCUGCUGCUGAGGCACCAGCUCAUUCCUGCCCCUCUCCUACACACCAAAACACACCCAUUUGAGUAGUGUAAAUCACUUGCAAAGGGAAAUGACUCACCUUUGCUUCUUGGAUGCAAGAGUUAACUCAUUUGUGUAGCUUUUUUAAGGCAUGGGAGUCUAACCUGUGAGGUGCCUGCCAAGGCUGCUUCCUCAGCUGCAUUUCAGGUUCCUUGGUUCAUCUGUAGCGCGGCUAAUUUCCAUCCCUGCAGCUCCUUAAGUGAAAGGUGAGAUGAUAAAGGACGAAGCUUGUAGUUGGUGCUUACCACAGACACACCUUUCGUUUACAGUAGAAGCUUUGCAGUUGUUUAAAGCUUCGUGGAUUGAUUUUGAAGCCUCGGUGAAGGGCGUCCUCUGUCCUCACCUCCAGUUUAGUCUGCUUUCUGUAGCUGAGAAAAAGUGCUGUGUUAACCAGUCAACACACGAAUCUUAGAAAUCAUUCUAGAUGGGGUCUUGGGCCUCAAACUGAUCUCUGCUACCAGGGGUAAAAUGUGAGGUUUUCUUCUGUGUUGGCAUUCCUGAAACCCAGAACUGCAGCGGCUGGGCAGCUCUUUGAGAAAAGCCUAGUGACAGCCCCUUGCCUGGGUCUUUAAAGAUUAAGUGAGAGGAACAUCUUGUUCUAGAGCAAGUGUAGGUAGCAGAAGCACUUUCAGACUCGUAUUUGGCAUGCAGUGUGCUGAAAAGGAGCGGGUUUGACAUACAGAUCGUGUGUUAAGUACCCACUUAAUAAAAAAAUCAUAUGCAAAUGCCUUCAGUUGGGAAAAAGGAAGUUUGUCAUUAGCGUUGUGGGUAUUUAGCAACCUUGUACUGAAGAUACAAUGAGGCAACAUCUGGGCUGUUAAACACGGAGUGGUAGGAGAUGCUUGGGCACAUAUAAACCUCUUAAACUGUGCUUUGGUCAUAGAGCCCUGGCUGCCACCCAAAGGGGGACACCUCGUCCCUUCCCCAUAUUCUCCCUCCCACAUCUCUGCAGGCUUCAUGUCUUUGUUUUCUCUUUUGUACUGGCACUUGCACUCAUCUGAUCUGUCAGCAAACCUAUUCAGGGACACAGACAGAAAAGUCUUUUUGUUUUGUAGGGUUAGUUUACAGCUGGUUUAACUCCCUGCAGCUUCAUUCCGCACAGCUCCAGCACUGGAAUAAGGGGAGCUAAAACCUGUCCCUCCCAGUUGCUGCUGUAAGCUCAGCUUAGCUGGACUGCUGAACAACACUUGGGUCUUAUGACCCGUUUGAUAGACCCAGAAACAAAUGCUGGGCACUUCUGUGUCACUGUACCUGAGCAAUAUAAGCCUUGCUGAAAAGUAAGAAAGCUUUUAAUGGUGCAGGCCUGGUAAUGUGAACUCACUGUGUUGAUUCAGGGCCUGAAUUAGCAUCUCUGGGCAGUGUUGAAUUGUGCUGUAUAAACACACAAGUUUGAGUUGGUGCCAGCGCAGUGAUUUCUGUGCCACGCUGCAUUUCACUCAUUAGAUGUGCACUUAGUAUAUGCAAACCCCCUCUAUUAAUGGGGAUGUCGAAAGCCCUGCUCGGAGGAAGAGCUCAGGCGUUCCCAAAAAAGGAGACACCCUUCCUUGUUAUGUGUACACUGAAGUGUUUCCUGAAUGGAGCUGGUUUGGAAGGAAAUUGAACUUUCUUCUGCAGACUGUAAGUCAUGAGAGGGGAGGUGGGCUGAGGCUUCGGUCUCAUGCUGGCAAGAAGGGGUCCUGUCUAGGUCUUUUUGUAAAAGCAAGAGGUGUAGGAGGGGGGGUGAAAACACUUGGUUUCACUCUGGCAGUGACAGCGUUGUUACUGCAGGUGAAGGACUUUCUGGAACAGAACAGAAUGAAGUGAGAAAUACUUCCUGUAUUUUUCAAAGUGCCUAGCGUGCUGGAUUUGAUCAUCUUCCGACCAAGCUGUUUUCAGCCAGGCUUCUAUUAUCCAGUUUUUGGGAAACCUGUGGGGUUGUUACCGAAUAGAACAGGCUGCUAAGCACCUAGGUGGUGUUCGUACAGCUCAGCGCAAUUAUCCGCCUCUGUGGUGGCUUCAUCAUCUCAUCUGCAAGUUGUGGAGUCAGCUCCUGGGUGAGCUCCACCUGCUGUACCAGCACGAACCACAGACAAGUGUGCUUUUUAGAUGAAAAGCAUCCUUGGGAUGAAAAAGUCAUUGCAGAUAAGUUUGUGUUUCAGGGGCUGCCCCCGUGUUUUCAGCACUGCAGCUCAGCAGAGAAGUACAGGAGACGAGUGUGGCCCAGAAGAUCCCCAUGAUGAGCCCAAGCACCCCCUUUCUGACUGUGCCAUAAAGCACAAAGCCAUCAAAUUGGAAGAACAAGUCCGGGAUUUAACUGAGCGAUACCGGAAGGCUUUGGCAGAUUCUGAGAACGUCCGGAGGAGAACACAGAAGUUUGUGGAAGAUGCCAAGCUCUUUGGGAUCCAGAGUUUCUGCAGAGACCUUGUGGAGGUAGCAGAUAUCUUGGAGAAGACCACCGAGAGCGCCGCAGAAGAAGCAGAGCCUAGUAAUCCAAACCCAACCCUGAAGAAAAUCUAUGAAGGUCUCUCUCUCAUAGAGGCCAAAUUGCAAAGUGUAUUUGCCAAACAUGGCCUUCAGAAGAUGAACCCUGUUGGUGGCAGAUACGAUCCGUACGACCAUGAAAUAGUGUGCCAUGUGCCAGCGGAGGGAAUGCAGCCGGGCACGAUAGCGCUGGUGACUCAGGAUGGGUAUAAACUCCAUGGUCGCACCAUCAGACACGCACUCGUUGGCGUGGCAGUAGAGUCGCAGGAAUGACGUGGGCUUGCCCACCAGCAUCUGGGACCUUGCUGGGCUGAGGAUCCCUCAGUGCUCAGUCACAACUGCAGCUGCAUGUCUUUACUUAUUUAUUAAGCUAGGUUUGUAUUGUAUGUUGGCUUCUUUAUAAUGUGUGCAGUCAUUUUGGCAUUCAUUCUAAGGUACUUGUAUAUUUAAUAAUCCUUUUUGGAGGAUGUGGAGUAAGUAGUAUUAGGAGUCCUGCUAUUCGUCAGAAACAUGGCACUGUAGCCUCUUUCUCCAUUGCUUAUUUCUCCAUUAAGACUUGUAUGGGGAAGAGGGGAGAUACAGGAGAGAAAGGGAAUUCUCUGAGAGCGAAGGAAUCUUGUCUCCCAGCUCCAUCUCUGAGACAGACUCCUGCAGUGGCCUUCAGGAAAGUCACUUCUCUGCCUCAGUUUUCCUAUCUGUAUUAAGGGAAUAUAAUAAUACUUACUGACCUACCUCACAGGGAUGUGGUGGGGCUCUUUCUUUGCAAAGCACUCAGAAGAGAAAAAGCCCAAAGGGCUGAGUAUUAUUAUCAGGCUGGUUUUGGUGUCUUCCCUUGUCCCCAGACCCCUCGGGUGGGGAUGAGGAUGAUCCCUUCAAAUGACAUUUAGGGGCAACUUUUUCUUAUGUCACUUCAGGAAAAGAAUCCUGAAUUAAUGAAAUCUCUGUUGUACUACAGUUGAAUAGGGAUGAGGUUUUGAAGAGAAUUCAGUUGUUAGGUCAGACCAACAUGUUAAUAUUUGUUCUCCAGGUAAAAUUUCAGCUUACCUCCUUGUUCCUAAAGGUGAAACAGGGAAUAGUGGUUCUUAGUGAAGCCAGGAAACUGUUCUCAAAUCUCUUUCUCCAACCAAAACCUGUAUUUUAGAGGAGAGUAAUUUCUCUUCCCUGAUAGGUAUUUGUGCAGCGUUCAAGCAUGAUAAACUAUAUGCUCUUUGUUGCAGCUGCUGGCAAAAUGGAGAUGUGCCCUUAAGCAGGAAAUCUGGACUGUUUUAUUUUCUCAGCUCUCCAAUAAUGGUACUCGGAUAACACUAACUUCCAGUUCACAUUCAGACUCUACUUUUGCGUGGUCGCAGUAAAUAUUAAACCUUUGGGGUUUUGAUGCAAGGAGAAAAAUCUUUUCUACUAAAAGUCUCAAGUGCCCUUGAACCAAUUUUAGCAGCAGUGACAAGAAAGCAAGAGAAGCAGAAGGCUGAGGAAGUGAAAGCUGACCUCAAGCCAUCCUCUUAGUUGGAGGCAUGUUGUUGUCACAGCAUGGCAUAUGUAUUUCCCAGUGGUCCUUUUGCCUGGGAGUCCAUUUGUCUCAGCUGAACGGCUGCAGUCACUGAGUAAGAUCAGAAUUUAACCCUUUACAGAGCAGCAAGCAGUAUAAUGACAGAAGAGUUUUAUAAAACCAGCUUGUGAUCUGCACAACGCAAAGCUAAGGCAGGAAUGGUUGUUCUCAGGUUGGUCCUUACUGAUUCAUUAAUUCCUGCCAUUUUAUUUGCUGGAAUUGGAUCCAUGGCCUGACAGUUAUUUGAUAUCCACUUCCAAAAGCUCUUCACUUAUGGUGGAUCCCAUCACUGGUUUGGAAGAAAGCUUAUUCUUCUCCCAUUCCUUUGCAGGCUUCAGUUGCAUAAUCCUUUUGUGGUGGGCUUCAAGAUUACCACAGCCUUCACUAAGCAGCUAUCGACAGUCUUUCUUGUGGGGAGAUUGUGUGCAGCUGGAUGGCUGUCAUUCCAGAAAUACAAGGAAGAUGCAUGUUUUUAAUAUGCUCCAUGCACGCUACUUUAGUGACAGCUCUAUGCGGGUGACUUGGUAGUAGGUACAUUUGAAGUGCAGUUUUCUGCUGCUGAGUAGUUAGGUUUUCAGGCAGGUACUUGUGAUUUCAACCCUGAAACAGUGCUUCAUGGCAGCAUCAGAUCAUUUUGGACUAACCUCUUGUUCAGUGCUCCUGUUGUAUCAUGUUGUUGGAAAUCUCAGAGGUAUGCAGGACUUGCUGUUCAUUGUUCUGCUGAUCUGCAUGCUGACUGGGCCACCAGCUUAUGCUGUUACCCAAGACAAAGAGCAGGUAAAAUAUGAGACGUGGCAAUGCAAGACUUGCUGUUCUGCCUCGAGACUGUCUGCAGCCUGUUUGAGGAAACUGUCUUCAGCUGGAAGGAGCAGUCAGGUUCUCUGCUGCUUCUUCAGCUUCCGCGGUAUCAGCUGAGUCUUUUUGCAAUACGAGGGGAGAUCUGGUUAUGGAAACUUAACUUUGAAUGUGAAACUUUAUUUCCAAGGGACUAAACAAAAGCAAAGGCAUUUUAUACAACAGGUAGUUUUCUGUCAUAGCAAGGCUGCAGCUUACCUGAGCCAGAUUUAAAAGUAGUGUGUGACCAGAAGUGAUGGGAUCCAAAUUCUCUUGAAACUGACCCUCGGAGCCACUUGACUGUGAAAGUAUUCCAUGGUUACUUGGUCCACCUUCGGAGUAUUUGGCAACCUUCCUGCCUUCUCAGCUCGUAUUCACCCGUUUUUGCCUUAAAGAAAUACCCUUAAAUGCACUCCAGACCUUCUGUCUGUACUAAGAGGUUAUUGAUUCAGCUUGUGUAUGUGGGAUCUGCUUUCACUGAGGCACUGCUGUGUGGCUAGAACAGGAAUCUGAGGGAUCCAGUUCCUGUGCAGUCUUUGUCACCUUCCUGCGGGCCCUGUGUAAUUUUGGGCUAGUUAUUUCCCCUUAUUUCUUUCUUUUUCAAUCUAUGAAACUUCUGCAGGAUCUUACCAGGCCUUUAUGCUGAUUACUGUAAGAUGUACCCAUUGUUUAGAGACUUUUGCAGAUGUUACCAAAGAGAUAAAUACUGUAGCUGUUGUUUGUCCUUGUUUCUACUUCCUUUGGCGAAGUGAAAAUGAAAUAACCAAACCUGGAUUCUAUUGCAGGAUCCAGAUUUCCGAGGCAAAAUUUGACUCUCUUGCCUUUCAAGCACACUUACUGAUCUCUUUUCUCGUGGAUGAGAUUGCGUACGGGUGGAUUGAGUUUCUCCACUGUAGGUGCUUGCUCUGUAGGUCUGCCCUGUUUGUGUAAAGCUUGCACACUCAGCACAGUGGGGCAGGGUCCCCGCUGCUGCGGUUCCAUUGCACUCUGCAGAGUUACACCAGAGAGGAGACUAACCCAUGAGCUUUUUCUCUCCAGUCACUUUAUCCAAUAACUAGUAACACAGAGGAGUAUGUUAGCAGGGACGGGAUAGAGGAGAGGAAGAGGACAUGCCUCUUAGUCACUUCCACUCUGUUUGCCCAGCCACGAGCUGGAGAGCUGGAGCUGGGAAUGCAGACAGCUAGGUGAGACGUGAUAGUGGUGCAUGGACCUGCAUUUCUGCUCUCGGGAGGUGGCAGCCCCACCAACUGCAGGCAUUUGCCUUGUUCUGUGACCUUGCUGCACCCAUCGGUGGGAUGUAUUUGAGUUGAGCUCCUGGGCAGGUCUCUAGAGGUGCGGCAGCAUCUUAGCUCUGACCAGGAGCGGUGCAGAAUGUGAAUGUCGCUUUGUGAACCUUAAAUUCCCAGUGCUUCAUCAGCAGAGCUGCUGUUGAGAGACAGCUGUGAUAGAUCAAUAGCUAUUAGCAGUCCUUUAAUUUUAAAAAAACCCCUGUAUUUAAGUUUUAUAUUGUGAAUAUAUUGUAGUAUUUUUUUAUUUUCAAACUUGAAAUGCUCUGAUGUUACUUGCAAAGGCAAAUGAACAAAGCGUUGCUAAUCUCCAAAAACCUAGGUUCACUUAGUUGCUGGGAAGCCUGUAUAUAUUGUAUUGUUUUGUGUUUCUGCGCUCUUUGUUUACCCAAAGGUUCUGGCUGUAUGAAAGACAAAGACUGAAAUGUGGGAGUGGUGCAAGUAAUCGACAACAACAUUUGAGUUAAUGUUGGAAAGGGCUGAUUUCCUUUAGAUGUCCAGAUACUGUCCAUUUGCUAAUAAAAAAGAAUUGCAGUUGCU